Molecule: messenger RNA, 690 nt
Organism: Ostreococcus lucimarinus CCE9901
Lineage: Eukaryota; Viridiplantae; Chlorophyta; Mamiellophyceae; Mamiellales; Bathycoccaceae
Exons: 2
Coding region: 1-690 (229 amino acids)
Cellular component (GO): mitochondrion
Molecular function (GO): holocytochrome-c synthase activity
Source: RefSeq, a predicted model, not a curated record
AUGUACGAUCGCGCGCGCGAAUCUAGCUCUGCCGCCGCCGACAGCGCGUGUCCCGUGCCGGAAGACGCGCUGGACCCGCGAAAUAACAUGCCGAGCGAGCCGGCGCAAGGGCGGGCGCCGGGACAACGGGACGCGCUGAGCGUCGCUCGCGAACGCUCGACGAUUCCCAAGAGCGGCAGCGAUGGUGGUACGUGGACGUACCCGUCGCCGCAGAUGUUUUAUAACGCAUUGGUACGUAAAAAUAAAGCCGAGGACGUGGAGGAGAGCGAUAUGGACAGCGUGGUGAUGGUGCACAACGCGAUGAACGAGGACACGUGGCGACGCGUGGCGCAGUGGGAAAAGUUGCACGCGUACGCUCGCGGGCAGCCGAUGCUGCUGCGAUUUCGCGGACGACCGGACGAGUUGAGCCCGCUCGCGAUGGCGCGAUUGAUGACCGGGGGCGCGCGACCGUUCGAUAGACACGAUUGGUACGUCGAUCGCGAAGGGCGCGAGGUGCGAUACGUCAUCGAUUACUACUUCAACGAGGACAAGGCGGGGACGAGCGAACAAUUCGACGUCGUCGUCCGUCCCGCCCUCGACAGCGUCGACGCGGUUUUGGACCGAAUCAAAAUGAACAUUUACAUCACGUGCGCGCGAUUCGGGAUUCCGUGUCCCGUGAGCGGCCACGGCGGCGAAAUCGAAAUCGACUAG